This is a messenger RNA of Aspergillus udagawae, 747 nucleotides long. RefSeq lists its product as uncharacterized. The transcript has 3 exons. Lineage: Eukaryota; Fungi; Ascomycota; Eurotiomycetes; Eurotiales; Aspergillaceae. Bases 1 to 747 code for a protein of 248 amino acids. The record is from RefSeq and is a predicted model, not a curated record.
AUGACCACGCCGAAGAAUAUUCGGUCAUUCGCACUCUCAGUGAAGGAUUUUGACCUUGUGAGACGAACGGCUAAGCCCCCUGAUGAUGACCCCGCUGCGCUGGUAUUGGAAGCUUGGUCGCAAGGCCUGAUGACGGGGUCCCUGGUCAUCAUGGCUGCGGUUACUGUUGCAAACAUGCGACCUGGCGUUCUGCUGCACAAACUGAUCUUACUCGAGUUGAUUCUUGCCCUGGCUCAUGGAACAUUCAUAUUCGCCCCUGACUCGGUUUACGGAUGGUACUUGGCCACCAGCGCCAUCGGACUAAUCAUAUCCUGGUCUCUCCACAAUGUCAUUGCUUGGAUGAAGAACAGACCGUUCAUGGGUCGCAAGCUGUCUCUUUUCUACGUCGGCACUAUCAUCCUGGCACAGCCAUACUGGGCGACCGAGAUCUACGCCAACUUUGCCUACUUCAACAACAUCAAUCCUAUUGUUUACGAGAAGAUCCGCCCAUGGGAGGCAUUAUUUCGCGACCCCUGGUGGAUCUACACAACAUGCAAUCUCUUCUGGGUCGUCAAGAAACACUACGGCUUUGGUAUCUUUGAGCUGGUUCGUGAAUGUCCCCGUUUUGGACUCAUGCUCGCCUCAAUGUGUCUGUCCAUCGUGUUCAUCGUUCUAGAUGUCCUCAGUGUGACUGGAGCACUCCAAUCUGCCAUGCCGCUCGGUAUAAACCCUUUCUGGAAGGUGCGCUCAAACUCCUAUUACCUCUAG